AUGCCGACGACCACCGUGGAGGACUUGCCUGCCGACGUGCUGGCCUACGCGCUGCGCCGACUGGACGGCCCGUCCCUGGCCGCCGCCGGCUGCGCCACGGCAGGCCUCCGCGCUCUCGCCGCGGACCCGGGGACGUGGCGCGCGCUCUGCCUCGCGCAAUGGCCGUCGCUGGGCCUGGAGACCGAGCAGCAGCGCAACAUCCUUGGCUCCGCGGCCGUCUCUCCGCAGCGCCUCUUCGCCGACGCCUUCCCCUUCCCCUCCACUUCCACUUCCACGGAUGCUGCCGCAGCCGACCAAUGUUUCCCCGGCGAGCUGAUCUCUGCCGUCGACAUCUACCAGAAGGCGAAGGGCGCGCCCCGGCCCCUCUUCUCUCGGUUGGUGGAGACCUCCACGUCGUCCUCGUGGUUCCUGACAUCGCCCUUCCGCGUGGACGCCGUCGAGUGCAAGAACCCGGUGCCGGUGCGGGCGGCCUCGUUCUCUUCGGCGGAGCUUGAGCUGAGCUGGAUCGUCGUCGACCCCCAGAGCAGCCGGGCGGUAAACGUGUCGAGCCGGCGGGCAGUGGCCGUGGACAGGCACUGGUACACCGGCGAGACACUGGUGCGGUACGCGGUGGUGCUCGGCGGGAGCAAGUUCGAGGCCACGGUCACCUGCUCGGAGGAGGCCGGAUGCCUUAACGUUAGAGACGUCAGCCUGACCGUCGAGGACGCCGACGGCGCGGCGGUGAGCGGCGAAGGCAGCCUGCGGCUUCUCGCGGCCGCGAUGGAGGGACCGAGGAGCAAAGCAGGGGAGAGGGAAAGAGACGAGGCCAGGAGGAUGUACGAGGAGUUCGUGAGGAGCAAGAGGGGGAGGAAGGAGUCCAAGGCGAGGCGGGAGGUGCUGGUGGACCUGUGCUGCUCCGCCGUCAGCGCCGUCGCAGUGCUCAGCUUCCUCGCCUCCGUCCUGCUCCGGUAG
Triticum turgidum subsp. durum (durum wheat) is the source of this 951-nucleotide messenger RNA. Lineage: Eukaryota; Viridiplantae; Streptophyta; Magnoliopsida; Poales; Poaceae. The record is from the annotation of a GenBank genome assembly.